AGUAUUUCUAUCCGGAUUCUUAGCGCGGACUCAGAGUGCCGCUUUUCUCUACGUGCUUUGCACAUGCGCGACUGCUUUUCCCUUCUUCCUCCGCUUCCACUGGCGUCCACGGUUCGCCGAGCCGCAGCCAGCACCGCGGAGAAGUCGGGAACUUCAAGAUGGCCGCCACGGAGCCCCCGUCGCUGCGGGAGCAACCUGAGAUGGAUGAUGCUGAUAAUUCUGAAAAGAGUGUAAAUGAAGAAAAUGGAGAAGUAUCAGAAGACCAAUCUCAAAAUAAACAUAGUCGUCACAAAAAAAAGAAGCAUAAACACAGAAGUAAACAUAAGAAACAUAAGCAUUCCUCAGAAGAAGAUAGGGAUAAGAAACACAAACAUAAGCAUAAGCAUAAGAAACACAAACGGAAAGAAGUUAUUGAUGCUUCUGACAAAGAAGGCCUGUCCCCUGCAAAAAGAACUAAACUUGAUGAUUUAGCUUUGCUGGAAGACUUGGAAAAACAGAGAGCCUUGAUUAAAGCUGAGCUUGAUAAUGAGUUAAUGGAGGGGAAGGUCCAGUCUGGAAUGGGGCUCAUUUUGCAAGGCUAUGAGUCCGGCUCUGAAGAAGAAGGAGAGAUUCACGAAAAGGCAAGAAACGGAAAUAGGUCCAGUACCAGGUCUUCCAGUACACGGGGGAAACUUGAAAUUACGGACAACAAAAAUAGUGCAAAAAAACGAAGUAAGAGCAGGUCCAAAGAACGGACUAGGCAUAGAUCGGACAAGAGGAAAAGCAAGGGAGCCGUGGAAGCGGCGAGAGAGAAAGCCAACAGGAGCAAGUCCAAGGAGAGGCGGAAAUCCAAAAGUCCGUCCAAAAGGAGCAAGUCUCAGGACCAAGCAAGAAAGUCCAAGUCCCCUACCCUUAGACGGCGGUCCCAAGAGAAAGUGGGGAAGGCCAGAUCUCCUGCUGAUGAGAAGAUGAAGAGUGAAGAGAAAGGUAAAAUAAAGGAUAGGAAAAAAUCACCAAUUGUAAAUGAAAGAAGUCGAGAUAGAUCUAAAAAAUCCAAGUCCCCAGUUGACUUAAGAGAUAAAUCCAAAGACAGAAGGUCAAGGUCCAAAGAGCGGAAGUCAAAACGAUCUGAAAUUGACAAAGAAAAGAAGCCGAUUAAAUCACCUUCAAAAGAUGCUUCUUCUGGGAAGGAAAAUAGGUCACCUAGUAGAAGGCCUGGCCGUAGUCCUAAAAGAAGAAGUUUGUCUCCAAAACAACGAGACAAGUCAAGAAGAAGUAGGUCUCCGCUUCUCAAUGACAGAAGAUCCAAGCAGAGCAAAUCACCUUCUCGAACUCUGUCUCCAGGCAGAAGGGCCAAGAGCCGAUCCUUAGAAAGGAAACGGAGAGAACCCGAGAGGAGGCGCCUUUCUUCUCCAAGAACACGACCUCGAGAUGAUAUCCUUGGUAGAUGUGAACGAUCAAAAGAUGCCAGCCCCAUCAAUAGGUGGUCUCCAACCCGAAGAAGAAGUAGGUCUCCCAUUAGAAGGCGAUCCCGUUCUCCAUUGAGACGCAGCAGGUCUCCUAGAAGAAGAAGCAGGUCUCCUCGGAGAAGAGAUAGGAGUCGAAGGAGCAGGUCACGCUUGAGAAGACGGUCUCGGUCACGGGGUGGUCAUAGGAGAAGGAGCAGAAGCAAAGUAAAGGAAGAUAAAUUUAAGGGAAGUCUCUCGGAAGGAAUGAAAGCCGAGCAAGAGUCUUCAUCUGACGAUAACCUUGAAGAUUUUGAUGUGGAGGAAGAAGAUGAAGAGGCUCUAAUAGAACAGAGAAGAAUACAGAGGCAAGCAAUUGUGCAGAAAUAUAAAUAUCUUGCUGAAGAUAGCAAUAUAUCUGUGCCAUCUGAGCCAAGCAGUCCCCAGAGUAGCACAAGAUCACGAUCCCCUUCGCCAGACGACAUCUUGGAGCGGGUGGCUGCUGAUGUAAAAGAAUAUGAGCGGGAGAAUGUCGACACCUUUGAGGCCUCAGUAAAAGCCAAGCAUAACCUAAUGACAGUUGAACAGAAUAAUGGUUCAUCUCAGAAGAAGCUUUUGGCACCUGAUAUGUUUACAGAAUCUGAUGAUAUGUUUGCUGCUUAUUUUGAUAGUGCUCGUCUCCGGGCUGCUGGUAUUGGGAAAGAUUUCAAAGAGAAUCCCAAUCUCAGAGAUAAUUGGACAGAUGCAGAAGGCUAUUACCGUGUGAACAUCGGGGAAGUCCUAGAUAAGCGUUAUAAUGUGUAUGGCUACACUGGGCAGGGUGUGUUCAGCAAUGUUGUCCGUGCCAGGGAUAAUGCAAGAGCCAAUCAGGAAGUAGCUGUAAAGAUCAUCAGGAACAAUGAACUCAUGCAAAAGACUGGUUUAAAAGAGCUGGAGUUCUUGAAAAAACUUAAUGAUGCUGAUCCUGAUGACAAGUUCCAUUGUCUGCGUCUCUUCAGACACUUUUACCACAAACAGCAUCUCUGUUUGGUCUUCGAGCCUCUCAGUAUGAAUUUGCGAGAGGUAUUAAAAAAAUACGGUAAGGAUGUCGGCCUUCAUAUUAAGGCUGUACGAUCGUACAGUCAGCAGUUGUUCCUGGCAUUGAAACUCCUUAAAAGAUGUAAUAUACUACAUGCAGAUAUCAAACCAGAUAAUAUUCUGGUUAAUGAGUCCAAAACCAUUUUAAAGCUCUGUGAUUUUGGGUCGGCUUCGCAUGUUGCAGAUAAUGACAUCACGCCUUAUCUUGUCAGUAGAUUUUACCGUGCUCCGGAGAUCAUUAUAGGUAAAAGCUAUGACUACGGUAUCGAUAUGUGGUCUGUAGGUUGUACCUUAUAUGAACUCUAUACUGGAAAAAUCUUAUUUCCUGGCAAAACCAAUAAUCAUAUGUUGAAGCUCGCCAUGGACCUUAAAGGAAAAAUGCCAAAUAAGAUGAUCCGGAAAGGUGUAUUCAAAGACCAACAUUUUGACCAAAAUCUGAACUUCAUGUACAUAGAGGUUGAUAAAGUAACAGAGAGGGAGAAAGUUACUGUCAUGAGCACCAUUAAUCCAACUAAGGACCUGUUGGCUGACUUGAUUGGGUGCCAGCGACUUCCUGAAGAUCAACGUAAAAAAGUACACCAGCUAAAGGACUUGUUGGACCAGAUCCUAAUGUUGGACCCAGCUAAGCGAAUCAGCAUCAACCAGGCCCUGCAGCACGCAUUCAUCCAGGAAAAAAUUUAAAUGAGAUGAAGAAACUCCAAGGGUUUGAGUAAUUAAAUACAAAGACUGAAGAAAUUUCACAGCAGUUUAUUAUUAAUGUAUAUAAACUUAUAAAUAUUUCUGCAGCAAAUUUGAGGAAGCAUGAUAUAUUUGAAUUAACACCGAGGGUGAUAUUUCUUUUAGAAAUGUUAGUUAAUCUGUUUUGUGUCUUAUGUGAAAUUUCACUGUAGAAAUGUUUUAAUUGCCAAGACUGCACAAAAUUACAGUGCUAAUGUAUAUGGUUGCAGUUCACAUAAAAGACAAAAAGCAUCUGUUAUGAGUAGCAGUGCUGGGUGGUUGAUUUGUUUUUAGCAGACUUGGCUUCAGUUUGCUCUUCAGAUACAAUGGCCAGCAUAAAUGCUGUUUAUAUUCACGUUUUCCUAGGUGUGUGUGUGCAGGCCACAGCAGCAUGCCCUUGGUGUAGUCAGUGCCGAAGGGGGUCUGUUCCUUCUUGAGCCUGCCUGCAGGGAUGUCUCCUCUUUUAAAGCAGGUUGUGUACAACAUUCAGUACACUGAAGGUAAGCUAAACCAUCAACAUCACCAGUGUUUUAAGAUGUUAUUUUAUUGGAAUAAUUGAAAAUGAGGGAUAGCUUUGUGGCAGAAUUCCCUGCAUGUGUGAUAACUGAUCUUGUUUUAUUUUUCCGCAUCGCGACUGUGGCAUAGUUACAGUUUCUGUUCUGUUCAUCACAUUUAAAAUUUGAAGCGUAUGCGCUUGAUGGAUAGAGCGCCUUCAGUGUACUGUUUCUUAUUAACUUUACUUUUUUUUAAAUCAACUUGCUAUAGACUUUAUACAUUUUGUUAAAUACAGUUCUUAGUGACAUAGAAACUGCAUAGUUUUCAUUUACUAAUUAAAAUGUUGAGGCCUACUUCUGAAAGUCCUCAUAUUUAAAAGAUAGACAACAUAAUGAGAUUUUUAACUAUUUGUAUGUCAUUUUGAAAGUGUACUGCUUUAUGGUAAAAGUGUUUUUCAUUUGUUCAUUGUUUGCAUUAUUUGUGAUCAUGUUGUCUUUCAAUACAGGCAUAAACCUUCCACUCUUGAACAAAGCAGCUGCUUUUUAAAAGCGGUAAUUGCUUCUUUACCUUUUAUUUCUUUUGUAAAUGAAGCUUUUCUUUUAAAAUGUGACUUUAAAGUGUUGUCUAUUGCAUAAACAGUUGACACUCACUCACUGUAAUGAGAAGAUUGUUCACUGCAUGGGAGGUGGACCAUGCAGAUUUCUGUAUGUUCUCAGUAUGCAUCACUAGAUAAUAAAGGCUUUUGUGAACAAGGCAUUUGUAGCCAUUUUUAAAAGAUUUUGUCUUCAGUGCUGGUAAGUCAGGUAAACUGUAAAUAGUUAAAGCAGUCUUUGUUUUUCUCCUGAAAGUAUUACCUGCUAAAAAUGUAACUCAGUAUAGCCUUAUUUCUAGAUUUCUUUUAAUAAUUAGGGUCUUAAUUAUUUCAUCCAGAAAAAGUUCUUCAAAUUUUGUCAGCUUUCAGUGUAGUGAGGUUGUUCCUCAGUGUAGUAGGUUAUGGGGUAUAACUCAGGAUUUAACUAAUGUUUCUGCUAUUUUCUCACUUUUCCUUUUGAUGGUGCGGAAAGAGAAAAAGGAAAACGGGGCACAGGCCAUUCGACGCCUUCUCCAAGGGGUCUGAUUUGCUGAGACACCAGCUUCACCUUCUUAACAAGGCACCUAAUUACAACAAGCAUGCACAUUUUGGUGCACUCAAGAAUGGAAUGUCAGAAUAGCAGCAUUCUCCUGGUGGGUUAUGCUCCAUUUAAAGACAUGAAAUGAACCGCACAGCCAGGAAGGUGAUAGAGAGAUAAUAAACCACCUAUGAACCUACACUCGGCUCCUCAUGGGUAGACUUACUAAAGUAAACACACGGUGAUUUCCAGCUCCAGGUAGAGUGAAGCCUUUUAAAUAAGGCAUCACGGCGCAGCGUCCACCUUAAUGCUAUGGGUAGGGCUUUUCCCACCAUGCUUACUUUACUUUGGUGCUAAUAUGCUGCAUAUUUAGGUCUUUUAUAGUUGUUUUCACUCAAAAUAGUUAAUGCUUUCCUUCUGAUGAUUUUCCUGGCUUCAUUUUAUAGUUACUUAAUAAGUUAAUCUCCACUAGAAACAGUUCAUCUUAUGCCUUCAAAGCUUUUGCCUGCUCUUUAAAAAAACAAAGUUGCUUGUUACUUGUUCUUUGUGUUUUAGGUGCAGCUCACUGGAAGAUGACGGCAGCCAGAAGACGUGAGCCAAGGUUUCUGUCCUAUAAAAGAUAUUUUCAGUUCUCAUUUAGUGUGUGUCUGAGUUGUAGUUUCAGCAUUAUAGUUUGGGUUUCAUCGUUGUGGUGUUAGAACAGUGCUCUUGUGCCCAUCUGUAGAGUGCACCUGUGUAUCACAGUUUCUGCAGCUACAGCCUUCCUCAAAAAUCAAAAGCAAAUUCAGUCACAAAAAGCCCACAUUUCAUAGUUGCCAGAAUUAGGUCCUAAAGAUGACUAAGGAAAAAAAAUUCCUGCCAGGUUAGUGUAUGUUUGAAAAUAAUCUGCAUGUUGAGUGUGGUAGCCACACCUGUAACUUCAGCACGCCGGAGUGGAAGCAGAAGGAUGCUGGCCGGGCUCAAGGUCUGCCUGUCCUGUAAGAGCUCCUCCUUUAAAAAGAAAUGCUUUGGCUUUAAGCAAGUGCCUAAAUCGUAAGAGUCGCCUAGGAUCUCAACAAGCUGGUCAGCUCCUUUAAUGGCUGUUCUCUAUCUUAGUCCUUUGCGACCAGCUUUUAAUGUCAGGGACAUAAAAUAGCAAUAGUGGGUGUUGGAGGUGAGAAAGGUGGUACUGUACCACCAACUUCCCCAGCCUUAAACUGCAUUAGAUAUUCUUCCUUCUGUCUGAUGUGGUAACCUGGCUGAGGUAGAAGUUUGGAGUUCUAUAGGCACUCUCUUAGGUUGAAGUCAGUUGGGAAUGAUCCUAUUGGACAGACCUGCAUUCAUGGUUCUGAUUGGCUGAAAUGUUUUCAGGUGAAGCUGACAGGAAGGUUAAGGUUUCAUACUUCAUGGCAGAAAUGACAAGUGAUUACCAAGCCUGAGAUUCAUAAAACUCUUUUGUCGUUGAGAAAAAAAAUUAAAGCUAAAUGUGUGUUCUUUUUAGGAAAUAAAGAGUACCAAGAUAAGUGGAUAUUCAUGUAAUCAUUAUGUACAUGGGCAAUUUAUCCAAGACCUCCUAACAUUAUUCUGGCAGUCUGUGCACACACCUUGAAGAGGGUUCAGAAAACUCUUAAGCAUUUUUUUCCUGAGGUUAGAAAAGAGACAGCCAGCCAGGAAGCAUCCAUCAUAAAUGUUAGGUCUCUUGGUAGGGUUUGUUCUCAAGAACCUUCAGAUAGGAGGGAGUUGGGCAGUUCUGAACAGGAGCAGCAUUUUGUUAUAAACAGCAACCUUAUGUUAUGGUAUUUGUGUUUCGGCUGAAGUCCUGAUUAACAACGCUCUGUUUCUUCAUUCCUAGUGGCUACUUGCUCAGCUAUUUUAUUUUUUUUAAAAACAAUGUGAUUUUUACUUUACCAUUGCAAUUACCAUCUUUUUCCCCCCCUAACAAGACGAAAUACUCAGGACAUUUUUGGGAUACAAAAUGCAUAUUUUAUGGUAUGUAGCAGAGUUAGUAAAAUGUAAUGUUUUCAGUUUGGCCCAGAUUUGCAUUUCCCUAGUCUACUCUAGAGCAUAGGUAAAAAAUAGACUCGGAUGAAAUAGGAAUUACAUGUAUUUAAGUUUAAAUUAUUUUGGGUACGAGUGUUUAAUUUUUGAAUAGGAUUAUAUAUAGAGAUAUGACAAUAUAGUGUGUGAUUUUUGUUCCUUAUGAUAGCAUUUGGGCCCUAUAAGUAAUGUUUUGUGGCCAUUAUAUAUUUGACAUGAAUUUAUUCUCCUACAUGCAAUGUCCUAACAUAAAUGUUCACUGCAAAUCAUCUGUAAUUUUUCCACGUCAAUGCUGUAUUAUGAAGUUGACUAAGGUUUGGGUUUUGUUUUGGAUUUCCUUGAGAUAUCAUUGUAGCAUCCUUACUUUUUCUUCUUCUGUAUAUAGGGUAAGGGACUGUUCUUCUGAAGAACCAUUCCAAUUAGUGAUCAAGAUACGGAAGCUGCUCUGAGAAAAUGUUGUGUAUUCUAAUUGUUUAUGAUACCAUCUAAGUUGUAACUUACAUUGUAGCAGCAAAUGAUCCCAAACAACUUAAUAGGAAGCUUAAUAAAGUGUGCCUCUCGAAACCA
Apodemus sylvaticus (European woodmouse) is the source of this 7405-nucleotide messenger RNA. It is a transcript of the gene Prp4k, whose product is annotated as pre-mRNA processing factor 4B. Bases 159 to 3182 code for a protein of 1007 amino acids. Gene Ontology annotation, biological process: peptidyl-serine phosphorylation; peptidyl-threonine phosphorylation; mRNA cis splicing, via spliceosome. The record is from RefSeq and is a predicted model, not a curated record. NCBI's taxonomy places the organism in Eukaryota, Metazoa, Chordata, Mammalia, Rodentia, Muridae. The transcript is spliced from 16 exons. Gene Ontology annotation, molecular function: protein serine/threonine kinase activity; ATP binding.